CGAGAUAUUUCUAUUGUCUCCAAUGGGAAGGUAAAUAGCUCAUCUCAUGCAGCUAGCUAGUGUUCAAAUACAGCUGCACAUCCACCGCUGUCAACCCACCCAUUCAUUAACAGCCCUUUGAAAAUGUAACUCAUCGUUAUAUAUUUGUCUGCAAUCAUCACUGCGAUCGAAAUCUGUGAGGUUUGGACACAUUGCUUUCAUCAGAGCUGUAAAAUGAAGACAGUAGAUGGAUCUGGUCCAUCUCAAAAGGAGCACAAUGCUGCCAAAAUAAUGAACCACUCUUCAGAUGAGGGAUCCUCAUAAACUUACUUGAAUACAUCUAAUCACUUCCACUCUAUUGAUCUAGUGUCUUGCCCUCAGUCUCCCCACUGAAAGACUCAUUAAUAAUGCUGUUUUCUCUGCGAGAGCUGGUGCAAUGGCUGGGCUUCGCCACCUUCGAACUGUUCCUCCACCUGGGCGCUCUGCUGGUCUUCAGUGUGCUGGUGGCCCUGCAUAUGGAUGUGGACAAGCUUGAGAUGAGCUGGUGGCUUGUUUUCUCACCUUUAUUUGCUGCUGACGGCCUCAGCACCUACUUCACAGCCAUUGUAUCCAUCCGCCUGUACCAGGAAGGAGAGAAGCGGCUGGCAGUGCUACGUUUGCUGUGGGUGCUGACCGUGCUUAGCCUCAAGCUUGUGUGUGAGGUGCUGCUAUGCCAGAAACUGGCGGAGCAGGCACGGGACCUGUGGUUCGGUCUCAUCGUCUCCCCACUCUUCAUACUCCUGCAACUGCUCAUGAUUCGUGCUUGCCGUGUCAAUUAAAGAACAGAAGCCAAUGAACUUCUUUAAUCAAAUGGACCCUUGCUGGUGUCACUAAAUCCAGGGGGGUGAAUCAUUGCGUCUUCAGUUUUUUUAUAUAUUCGAAUGCAUUUCUGGCUCAAGCAUGUAAACAUGGCAUCAUCGCAUCUUAUACAAUGCUUCAAGUAACGUGCAAUUUUUUAUUAUUAUUCUUGUUGUCCUUAAGUGCUAUGAGGGAUUUGGUCUGGAUUUUUUCUGAAUACUGUUAAUGUUGCUUUCUGUCUUAUUGCCUUUUAUCAUUGUUUGUACAAUUGUAAAUAAACCAUAAACAUUCAAACAUUCAUUUGCUAGCUCUGUUUGCUUUGAUCCUACUGUUAAGUGACUUUAUUUUUUUUAUUUUUGCUUUCCAGGUUUGUCAUGUUUAUAGAGGGAAAAUAUCAAAAAGGUUGUUGCAUUAAAUGUAUAUGUAAGCUGUCUAAUAAUCACUAGAUGGCACUACAGCUGUAAUUAACACUUUAAUUUAAUACUUAAGCAUCUCAGCAAACAAAGAUCCACUCAAGAGAAAUCAUGCAAUUAUGUGUAUUGUCUUAUGACUAUAUGACAGAAUGCAUGACUAGAGAUAUAAGUUCCAGUAAAUAAAAUCUAAAUUACAACCCCAAUUCCGAAAAAGUUGUGAC
This is a messenger RNA of Myxocyprinus asiaticus (Chinese sucker), 1450 nucleotides long. RefSeq names its product transmembrane protein 203-like. Gene Ontology annotation, biological process: intracellular calcium ion homeostasis. The transcript has 2 exons. The coding region runs from base 387 to 797 and encodes 136 amino acids. The record is from RefSeq and is a predicted model, not a curated record. NCBI's taxonomy places the organism in Eukaryota, Metazoa, Chordata, Actinopteri, Cypriniformes, Catostomidae. Gene Ontology annotation, cellular component: endoplasmic reticulum.